This is a messenger RNA of Sesamum indicum (sesame), 1188 nucleotides long. The record is from RefSeq and is a predicted model, not a curated record. Lineage: Eukaryota; Viridiplantae; Streptophyta; Magnoliopsida; Lamiales; Pedaliaceae.
CCCGCCCCUCCAGCUCGCCCUGGAGAACAGAAAUCUCUUGCAAGUUGAUUCAAGAAUAAUAUUAUAAGGGUUUCCAACAUGACUUGUCCAGAAUAUAUAUGCUCUAUGUAAGAAAAUAGGGUUUUCCUUUUCAAUCUUGUAAUUUUCUCCAAAAUGUUCAGCAAGAACACGUACCUGCUUCCGCAGGUUUCACCUUCUCUUCACGCACGAGCCAAUAGUUCCGUCGUCGACCUCAAUGGCCGUGAAAUUUUGCUUCAUCACCAUCCCGACAUGUUUUCAGGUCAUUACUUGGCCGCCAAUGCUUCAGUUGUUGAGGCUGCUGCCUUGUACAAUCAAGAUGUUGGUGGGAUAAAUGAAGAUCCAGUUUCUGCUAUGGCAAACGCAUUUCAGAGAAAACAGGCGGUGAAAAAGGACCGGCACAGCAAAAUAUUCACAUCUCAAGGGCCGAGGGACCGGAGAGUUAGGCUCUCCAUCGGAAUUGCACGAAAGUUCUUCGACCUUCAAGAAAUGCUAGGUUUUGAUAAGCCAAGCAAAACCCUCGAUUGGCUGCUUACUAAAUCAAAAACAGCCAUUAAAGAGCUGGUGCAGAAGACACAAAUCGGCGCCAGCGCCAGCGCCAGCGCUAAGAGUAUUUCUUCACACUCUGACUGUGAAGUACUCUCUUCUGCAGGAAAUGGGGAGACCUUUGAAAAUGCAAACUCUUUAGGAGAAGAUUCAAAGAGGAAAUUUGCUAACAAAAAUAAAGGAGCAAAAGAUCAUCAGCAGAAUCUUGCGAAAGAGUCAAGGCAGCUAAAUGAUGCCCGAAACACGGAUUCUGGUUUGAACCCUUCAAUCCCAGUUGAAUAUGGAAACAAUCAACUUGAAGUUUUCCAAUUAUCUGCAGGUUCUUCCAGCAACAGUGUGUCCUGCUUGAGGGCUAAUGGCGAAAUUCGCGAACCUAUCCUCCAUUGUCCCCUAAGUAAUGAAGCAGCCAACGGAGACCUAAUUCAAGAAUCUAUUGUGAUCACAAGGAAGUCGAAGAACCCUUCGUUCUUUGGGUUUCAGCAAAACCUUAUUGUUUCCAGAGAUUUGAGUUCAAACUACACUAUCCCAUCUGCUAAUCCCACCGAUAAUUGGGAUAUAUGUAGCUUCACCUCACAAUCCAACCUGUGUGCCAUCUUGGAUCAGCACAAGUUCAUGAAUAGGUAA